GCCUUCCUUCCUUCCUUAUCCUCACACAAAUCUCAUUUUUAUCAAAUGUGAAAACAAUUUUCAUUUCAAAGAAAAAGACUGUUUAUAUGUUCUUGAAAGAGAAAUAAUAUACAUAUCAUAGACCCACAAAACCCUAAUUCAUUCCAUAUACAUACUUUAGAAUGAGAAGAGAAGACCAAAAAGUGAAAGAGAAAAAGAGUGAAUAUUAAAGAUUAAUUUGUGUGUGUGAGUGUGUGUUUCUUGUUAUGUUUUAGUGUGUGUGUAGAGUAUAUUAUAUUCUCAUGCAAUCAUGGAUGGUAGUGAUGAUCAUUUCCUCCACCACCACCACCAUCAACAACAACAGCUCCACCACCACAACCAUCAUCAUCACCGGCCUAACUUCCCUUUCCAACUACUCGAAAAGAAAGACGAUGAAACGGCCACUACCUCCUCCGCCACCACGGUCACCAUGGCAUACCCUUCUCUUGCCAUCUCCACCGACACAUCAAAUAAUUUGCAAAUAGCAACCACAAGUGCUACAACAACAACAACAACAACUACUUCUUCAGGAGAGCCAUCAAAGAAACAACCCCCUAAAAGAACUUCAACUAAAGACCGGCAUACGAAGGUGGACGGCCGUGGCCGUCGCAUCCGUAUGCCGGCUUUAUGUGCCGCUAGGGUUUUCCAACUUACCCGUGAGCUGGGACAUAAGUCUGACGGGGAAACCAUCGAGUGGCUGCUACAGCAGGCUGAGCCCGCUGUUAUAGCAGCCACUGGUACUGGUACUAUCCCCGCCAAUUUUACAUCACUUAACAUCUCACUUAGAAGUUCCGGGUCAAGUAUGUCUGUCCCAUCACAACUACGAUCCACUUACUUCAACCCGAAUUUUAGUCUCCCUCAAAGAAGGAACAAUAAUCUUUUCUCGGGUAUAGGGUUGUCAUCUUCAGAGAAUUCUUCAUCAAAUCUAUUAAGUUUUGGAUCAACAAUGAAUCUUAACCAAAUACUACAAGCGAAACAAGAAAUGAGAGAUCAUAAUAGUAAUAACCCGGUGGAAGUGCAAGAAACCGAAGACAAUAUGGGACGAAAAAGGCCUCUGGAGCUUGAUUUAUCGACACAACAUCAACAACAAAUGGGAAGUUAUUUGAUGCAAUCAACUACCGGUUUGUUAACAUCUUCCCAUCCAUCAGUUCCUGCCAACUUUUGGAUGGUUGCGAAUUCUAACCAACACCCUCAAGUCAUGAAUGGAGACCCUGUUUGGACUUUUCCAAAUAGAGGCACGGUCUCCAAUGGGCUACAUUUUAUGAAUUUCCCGACCCCGGUUGCACUUAUGCCUAGUCAACAAGCACAACUAGGGUCGGGAAUAGGUGGCGGUAAUGGCAAUGGUAAUGGUAGUGGUUAUAGUGAAGGACAAUUGAAUAUGUUUGGUGGGUUAAAUUCAUAUAGGCCAAUAUUUGGUCAAGGGCCAUCUGAAUCUCCGGGAAGUGGGUCUCAGGCUCAACACCGUGGUGGUGGUAACGAUGGCGGUGAUGAUACAACUAGCCACAAUUCUUAGGGAUUCCCUCCCCAUAAUUGUGUUAAUGUUGUUAAAAUUAUUGUGUAAAACUAAAACACACGUGAGGUUUGAUUUUCUCCAAAUUUUUUUGAGAAUUUUCAAAAAAAAAACACUUGAGAACAAUUCUUAAAUUAAUAUUCCGAUUUUAUUAUUUUUA
Erigeron canadensis is the source of this 1688-nucleotide messenger RNA. RefSeq names its product transcription factor TCP15-like. The transcript has a single exon. Gene Ontology annotation, cellular component: nucleus. The record is from RefSeq and is a predicted model, not a curated record. Gene Ontology annotation, molecular function: sequence-specific DNA binding; DNA-binding transcription factor activity. NCBI's taxonomy places the organism in Eukaryota, Viridiplantae, Streptophyta, Magnoliopsida, Asterales, Asteraceae. Bases 290 to 1531 code for a protein of 413 amino acids.